AUGGAAUCAUUAUCAAACAUAAUCGUAGCAACUAAAACUAAUGGAAAAAUAUUACAGGAGAAGCGAUUAUCUAUACCAACGAAGACAACUAGGAAUUCAUCUGUAAAGGUAAAAAGAACAAGUCGACCAUCUAUCAAUCAAAAUCGUAUAAGACAAUCAACAGUUCAUGUGCAAAAAGUACCUCGACCAUCAAGCAAUAAAGUUCAUGCACAAGACAUAAAUUCAUUAUCGAAUAAUCAGAAAAAUAUAAGUGGGUUGGCAAAUGAUCAUAAAAAUAGGAGCUUAUCUAUGGGUGAUCAGAACAAGACUCAUGAUGCAUUUGUUCAUAUGCAACAGGUUCAACUACAAGUACAUCCACAACGACAUCAACCUCAACAACUUCAACAAGUUCAAGCACAAGCACAUCAACAACGAGUAACAUCGACAACUGCAGCAACAUUUAGUUCUUGUAACAGUCUGCGUUGGAAUCAAACAGGUCAAAUCGUUGCUGGAACAACAUCAGGUUCAAAUGCGAAUCAACUUAAAAAUCCAAGUUGUUUGUACAUCGAUAAUAAUAAUACUCUAUAUAUUUGUGAUCAUGAUAACAACCGCAUUCAGAAAUGGAUUCAAGGUGCCAUAACAGGUGUGACAGUGGCUGGAGAUAGUACAGGCACUCAAGGUUCAACAUCUACAUUGCUCAAAACUCCCAUAGAUCUUACUUUUGACACAAAUGGAUUUAUGUAUGUCGUUGAUAAUGGCAAUAACCGCGUACAAAGAUUUGCUUCAGGCUCUAGUACUGGCACCACUGUUGCUGGAACGACUGCUAGUACAAAUGCAUUGACUGAUCUAAAGCAACCAACAGCUAUUGAUGUUGAUAAUAAUUCAAAUCUUUAUAUUCUUGAUAUGGGGAAUACAAGAUUAGUAGAAUGGGCUCAAAAUGCAACAAGCGGUACUCUUCUGAUCAGUAGUAGUACUCUGAAUAAUGAUUAUGAUAUUUUACUCGCACCGAAUUCAUCAAAUCAAAUAUAUAUCAGUGAUCAAGGUGCUCAUGCAUUAUAUUUAUGGACAUUUGGUGCAUCAACUCCAAGUAUGACUCUUCAACCGGUCAAUGAUAGUCAUAAUACUCUUAACAAUCAAAUGGGUAUGGUUUUGGAUCCGUAUGGUAAUUUAUAUGUUGCUGAUAGAGAUAAUGAUCGAGUAGUUGUGUAUUGUGCUAAUUCAACAGUUGGUAUUGUUGUUGCUGAAGAUAAUAAUUCUGUACCUUCACUUAAAAAACCAGUGGCUCUUGCUUUUGAUUCUGAUCUGAAUUUGUACCUACUUAGUACAAAUAACGGCCAAGUGGUUAAACUUCCAAGAAUUUAA
Molecule: messenger RNA, 1341 nt
Organism: Adineta steineri
Lineage: Eukaryota; Metazoa; Rotifera; Eurotatoria; Adinetida; Adinetidae
Source: the annotation of a GenBank genome assembly